AUGGCACGCUUAGCAGCAGGGCGCGCUGGCGCACUUCACAGUGGGGCGCUCUGGCGCUCUGGCGCGCUGGGCUGCGGGGCGCGCUGGCGUGCUGGGCUGCGGGGCGCGCUGGGCUGCGGGGCGCACUGGCGCGCUAGGCUGCGGGGCGCGCUGGCACGCUGGGCUGCGGGGCGCGCUGGCGCGUUUAGGGCUGCGGGGCGCGUUGGGCUGCGGGGCUGCUCGCGGGCAGAAGGGGCGCGCAGUGCAGGGGCUGCUCGCGGGCAGCAGGGGCGCUUGGGACCCACACGCGCGCGGCCAGUUUUGCCCUGCGUCCCGUCCCGUCGCGCCCGCAGCGCCUGCCCGUCCCGUCCCGUCGCGCCAGUGGCGCCUGCCCGUCCCGUCGCGUCGCGCCCGAAGCGCCUGCCCAUCCCGUCCCGUCGUGCCCGCUGCGCCCGCCCAUCCCGUCCCAUCGCGCCUGCUGCACCUGCUCGCCCCGUCCCAUGCGCUGCCCCUUCGCCCCGCCGCUGGUCGUGA
Messenger RNA from Closterium sp. Naga37s-1, 513 nucleotides. NCBI's taxonomy places the organism in Eukaryota, Viridiplantae, Streptophyta, Zygnematophyceae, Desmidiales, Closteriaceae. The record is from the annotation of a GenBank genome assembly.